This is a messenger RNA of Hordeum vulgare subsp. vulgare (domesticated barley), 610 nucleotides long. RefSeq lists its product as uncharacterized. The record is from RefSeq and is a predicted model, not a curated record. Bases 16 to 375 code for a protein of 119 amino acids. The transcript has a single exon. NCBI's taxonomy places the organism in Eukaryota, Viridiplantae, Streptophyta, Magnoliopsida, Poales, Poaceae.
CCGCAGCCCCGCAACAUGGACGGCAGGACGCCCCGCCACCAAAGGCUGCUCCGCACCCCGCGCGGCCCACCGACGCCCCAUCACCCUCGCCACCACCCCGGCACGCCCGGCCAAAACCCUAUCCGCUACUUCCCCGCCGCCGCCCCGCUCUCCCCGCGCUCCGCCGCCGCCAUGGAGGACGACGCCAUCACCACGCUCAUGGACAUCGACGACUCCCCGCGCAGCGCCGGCUUCCUCGACGACGACGACGAAGGGGACCUCCUCCACUCCCACCGCAUGGGCGGCCGCGGGAACGAGGCCCGGGGCCCCCUCCCCUUCGCCGCCUUCUUCAACACCUUCGACGGCGCCGACUUUGACGACUCCGAUCUGGCCUGAUCGAGGCUCGUCUCCCGGUACCGGUGGCGCUCCUUGGCUCCGAUGAGGUUGGGAGGUCAUUCUGUCUGUCGAUAUCUUAAUGGCGGUCUAUUUAGUUAGGUUAUUAUCGGUGAAUUGAAACUACUAUUUCGACGGCAUCUGGAGACCUUUCGGUGAUCAAAUCUAAGUAUCGUACUGCUGCGUUGCCCUUGGAUCUCAUGUUGUUUGGUUAUUAAUAUGCAAGUGCCUUAACUUA